Molecule: messenger RNA, 7060 nt
Organism: Gigantopelta aegis
Lineage: Eukaryota; Metazoa; Mollusca; Gastropoda; Neomphalida; Peltospiridae
Product: tumor necrosis factor alpha-induced protein 3-like
Exons: 6
Coding region: 141-3239 (1032 amino acids)
Molecular function (GO): DNA binding; zinc ion binding
Source: RefSeq, a predicted model, not a curated record
AUUUAUUUUCGUCUGCAGACAGGUAUAAUUAUAAAACUAUUGUAACCUUUCUGUUUCAGUAUGUUAUAAAAUAAAUAGGUAAAGCGUAAAUUGUAUAAUUUCGUCGAGCCUCCAGUGUAACUGUAUAUGUCAUUAACACUAUGUCUAGACCACAAUUCCUGAGUAAAUUUGCAGAAGCUAAUCCUGAGAAAGUAAAGCGACUGGAAAAUGAAAUUCUCCGCAAUGUUGAUUACAGUCAAGAAGAUUCAGGAAAAGCAUAUUGCUUUACCAACACAUUUUCAUUUUUUCUCCAAGUGUUGCCGCCAUUACAUCGUAAAGAAUAUAAUUUUGUUGAACAUUGGAGUUCAGUGGUGUUUGACUGCGACAUGAGAGAUGACCUGGAAAGAAAUGGUGUCAUUAACUGGUGUCCAAAGGCCAGUCGCCUGUUUCCCAUCAAAGUUAAAAGUGAUGGGAACUGUUUAAUCCAUGCUAUCUGUACGGCGGUUUGGGGUAUUGAAGAUGUCGGGCUGAACGUCAGACGAUUGUUGGCAAUCACACUUCAGAGCGAUCCUCACCAGAGAUUCCAGACCCGGUGGAAGCAGUAUCAGAAAAAUCAAGACAGAGAAAUGUUUGACAGACCAAGUCUUAACACUGUUACUCUAGAUGACAAUCAAUGGGAGAGAGAGUGGGCACAGGUCCUUCACAGUGCCCGGGGCGACUCGGCAGCCACUACUGGUAUCGCGGCCAUGCCGUACACUCAGCUAGAAGCAGUCCAUGUAUAUGUCCUUGCCAACAUCUUCAAACGACCUAUCAUCCUUCUGGGCCGCGAUAGUAUCCACACAUUUAGUGGAUCCUCUCUGCAGGCUAACAAUCUGAUGGGCAUUUAUCUGCCAUUGGAAAGAGAUCCCAUCGAAUGUUGCCCCAUCCCAGUCAUCCUGGGUUUUAGCAUGAACCACUUCUGUCCCCUGCUGGGGCUCGACACGCAGUUUGAUGUCGGUACAAGCAAGUUGGACGACUAUCUUCCGUUGAUCUUGGCUAACAAUUCAGCUCUGCCAGUCCGAUUCCUAAUGGAUGCAGGUGAAGAAAGACGUGCUAACGAUCUUUUGAAAAAGUAUUUAAAACUGAAAGAGUUUAAAAGUAAUAUUGGAACACAUGUUGGAGCUGUGAUAGACUAUAAACCAAUGCCACCACCUCUGAAUUUGUUGCAAGAUUACAAGGCCAACUUUGAGAGGCUGUACAGAGAGUACUACUCUCAGCCUCUGGAAGCAAAUAUUAGAGCUGAACGUCCACCAGUUCAAGCAAGAUACCAGUAUGGCAACCAGCAGUCUGGGUCGUCACAGUUGAAUGCUCAACAGCCGGUAGGCAGUGUGCCACCAUCAACGAGACCAGCUGCAGCAGAUCCCAUGAUGCAGGAGGCAAGUAAUGUGUUCACACCAGUACCGUGUAAGACUCCUAACUGUGAAUUCUUUGGCAACCCUGCCCAGGGAGGAAUGUGCACACAAUGCCUCCAGCAACAUUUGAAGUCUGAAAGUAGUCGGUUGCAGUCACAGGUUCCUGAGGCUAUGGCAGCAGAACCCUCAGCCCCUCCACCGUCGAUGCCUCUCGAGUCUACACACCCCAAUGUGUCUCUAAUGGGGGAGUUGUGUCAUGGAAAGUGUGGAUAUAGAUGCUCCAGCAAGACCUUUCCAUACUGUCAUAAAUGUGCAGAGAAGAACAGAAGAGAAGCAUUGAAGAAGAUGAAGAAUGAGCAGAGGGAUCCUGCGAGAGGUGGAAGCCCGCCCCGGCUGUCAUCCAUGGACAUUGAAGUCAACAUGAGAGCAGGUGCUGCAGAGACCAGCAAGGUGAAUGACAAGCACAUAGCAGAAAGUCAGGAGAGUGGCUUUUCACAAGGAGAGUUGUACGGAUUGGGAACUCAACUAAGUUCACCCAUGCAAGAGUCAUGCGCUGAGAUAUCGCCCAGUGAUAUUGCAUGCAUCACUCCUCAGUGUGCUAGGAAAGGAAAGGCCAAUCAAGGAAAUCGAUGUAACCAAUGCUUCGUAGAGAAUGCACCAGCCACUGUUACUGCUGCACAGCAUGCAUCACCCACUGUUACUGCUGCACAGCAUGCACAAAUAGCUCCAGCUAAGGUCAGCCCCAUGCCACAGAUGGAGCACACACCCAUAGCCGUAGAGUUAUCAUCGUACCUGCAGUCUGCAGCAGGAGGCUUCUCAAAGUGUGUCACACCAGAGUGUGUGAACCCCGGUUUCCCGGGCAAUUCUGGCUAUUGUACAAACUGUGCGAUAAAACUAAUUGAAGCCAAGCAAUACAAGCCCGCUGACGUGAAAAUAGAAAAGAAGAUUUGUUCUUCACCAGGAUGUGAGGGAAUGAGGCUGCAAGGCGAGAAGUGUGAGACAUGUUUCCAGCAACUCCACCGAAGGCCUCCGAGUCCCGUAGAAAACAUGGCCAUGGCGGAAGUGGGUGAAUCGAAUGAUCUUGAAACUGGCAUCAUUGAGUCUGGGACGCCGUCGGGAGUUUCUGUGGGCUGUGGGCGACAGGUGGUGUACCCAGAGGACAAGAAGAAGUGUGCCAGUCCGAUGUGCAGCACGAUGAUCUACCCACCAGCCAGUCUGUGUGAGGCGUGCCUCACCAUCCUCCGCUGCAACUCGUCCACACAGAGCAGAGUGCCAACCACCAGCUUGUCACAACCAGAGCAGCAGGGUAGACACACGGCCCCGAUCGGUAAAAGAUGCAUCAUGCCUGGCUGUGACAAGUUGGGAGACCCCAGUACUGCAGACAUGUGCAUCAGUUGCUAUGGCUAUCAGUUUGUGUCCAAUGUUGGCACAUCUGCACAGCCUCCUGUAGUAAACCGUGAGGAGCGACGCAGCUUCACAGCUCCCAUACUUGUGCCAGGGCCGAUACAACCACAAAGAUCGCAGUCCGCCCAACAUGGUAAGAAAUGCACCGUAACUAACUGCCAGAGAUACGGAGACCCUGCCACAGGUAACAUGUGCACAACCUGUUACCAUAAACACUUGUCCACACCUCCUGCACCAUUGUGGAUUGAACCGGCGGUGGGGGCGGCACCAGAGGGCUCGGACGACCGCUUCAACAAGAUGAUGACCAAAGUGGCGAACACGAGGAAAAUUCAGAAGAUCUGUAAGAAGUCAACCUGUGAUAAUUAUGGAAAUCCCACGAAGGAAGGCUUUUGUAACAGCUGUUACCCAGAGUACCAGAAAAUGAAAAACCGAAUGCUGUGGGCUGGUGAAGACAGAUGUGGGUAGUGUCAUAGCAGCUGAUAUGAAGCCUUAAAGAGUGCUGAGACAAUAUGAAACUAUAUGCUUACAAGAUGAACCAAUAUGUCCUUUGUAGGCCUCUGAAAACUGAACAUUUUGUGUAACCUUUUAAGGGUUAUGCAAAAACAUUUUGUUUUUGUGUAACUCAUCAUGACCAUGUAAAUGUCAUAAAUUCAAUGCGCGGAAAAAGAAAAAAUGGUUACACAAAACUAUACUUAAGUGAGCGACAUCGAAUGAAACUAUCGCUCUCACUAUUUUCAGAAGCCUUCUCUGACUAGUACGACUAGUACAUAGAACACCAAAGAAUGCUAAAACUGUAUGUUAUGGUUAGUGGACAUAGACUCAGUUAGUCUUGUAAUGUAGAACACCAAGUGCUGAAGAAUUAAAACAGUAAGCUGCAAUGUACUAAAACGGCUGUUACAAGAUAACGGGGAUGUACUGUCACGGCCAUACUUAGCCUAUUAUAACGGUGUGGGGGGGGGGGGGGGGUCAUAUGAUGAAUAUGGAUACAGUUAGAGAGGAGUUGCUGCAGUACAGCUACAUGUAGAUACAAGGGACACUUGUAAAUGUUUCAUGGCGGGGGGGGGGGGGGUGGACUGAUUGUCUUUGAUAAAAAUAGCAUUUUUAUUAUUAAAACAGAUAAUUAUACAAGAAUUUAAAACAAUUCCUACAUUUUUCAUUGAUGAUAUAAUUGAUGAAAAAGGCUUGAAUUAUUUUAAAUUCCUGUAUUAUUAAUUGAUUUGCUUAUAUUAUUUAUAAAUUAUUAGGUUCCUAGUAAAUGAUUGCUAGUUUUGUAUGCGAGAAAAAAUAUUUCUUGGUGAUUUAAUAAUUUUUGUGUUACCCCCACCGAAAGUAAUGAUGUUGUUUGAAAUGUUCUAACAAUACCUACGUUGUUUAUUUUAAUAAUGUACAUAAAUAUAGACAUCGGGAGAUAACAGGAACUGGAGGUGGGAGGCAGUAAUAUUGUACUUAUCUUUCAGGUGAUGAGAGUUGCUUCCCCCUCCACUUCCAACACCUACAAUGUAUGAUAAAACAUGAUUUAAUUUUAAAUAUUUAUGUGGAUAUUGAGUUGUUAUUUUAUAGAUAAUUUGUUCACUUAGUGCUUUAAAAUAAGGUGGUUAGAAUUGUAGAAUAGUUUAUUAUAAAAUCGCAUUACAAAAUGUGAACAUGUAUACUAUUUUAUUUUUAUUUUAUUUUGGUGUUUAUAUCCAAAGAAGUUUGAAACAUGCUGUCCUGAGCACACACUUGGGUACCUCAGCUAUCUGGGCUGUGUGUCCAGGUCUGGUUAAUGGCUAGUAAUGAGAAGAUGGUGGUGUGACCUAACAUUGAGCCAUUGAAGGUCACUCUAAGUGGGAGCCGGUACCAGGGUGUGAACCCAGUACCUACCAGCUUCAAGUCCAAUAGCUUAGCCUUUACACCACCGAGGUGAAGAACGUUUAGCAUCCUUAUCAACUGCUUUUUAAAAAAUAUUUCAACCUUCGAAUAGUUUGGAGUUGAAUCUCAAAAGCAGUUUUUUGUCCCCACAGUAUUUUAGUGUGGAGAGGCAUAUGUAAAACUAGUACAUUAUUCACCAUACUUGACACUUUAGGUUCUUUGCUAUUUCAGUACAUGUAUAAUUAACUUUCCAUUGCAUACAUGUAUUUAUGCUGGGAAUUUGUGAAAAAUAUAUGCCAAGAUGUAUAUAAUGAUUAUGUAUUAUUUUAUUUCACAAUUACAUAUAUUUGUAUAUUGUUAAAUAGCCAGUUGUUACUAUAGAUACAUGUAUUUGAACAUGUAUUAACAGUAUAUUAAUGUAAGUAAAAGAUCACAUUUGAAAAAGGUUGUUGACAUGAAUAUAAGAUUUUCCACCCAUUUUCUGGGAAUGUAUAUAUAUGGUACCUGUUUAAAGAAAAGUAAUGCAAAUAUUAUUUACAUAAUCCCUUGUAGUGUAAAUUAUCAUAAUACAAUAUUAAGUAAAACGAAAACAUUUUAAAUGUCCGAUUGAAAUAAAAUUGUAUAUUUUGUACCAUAAUGUUUAUAUGGUGGUUAACUUAUUGAAGCAGUUUUAAGUCUAAUCAAAAUUGAUAUUUUCGUUCUUGUUAAACAAAUUUAAAUCAAGUCAUAACACACUAGAAUAAAACUGAGUAGUAUGAUGUAACCUACCAAUACGUUAUGCUGAUUGCUGCUUAUUUCGAGGGCUGUUAAAACAACAUAUUAUUUUGUAUCUCACAUUUGUUGUGUUGCUUUGUAUACAUUGCAUUAAAUGAUCAAACAUGGACUUGUACCUGCUGUAUGUUUAGUAUAUUGUACAUUUGUAAUCAGACCGAUGUAUUUGUAUUACAUACCUAUUCAAUCUUACUAUAGUGACAGACAUUUUCAAACCGUGUGAUACAUUUAUCUUGUAUCACACAUAUGUGCUGUCUGGACUGGAACUUGUAAAUGGGGAAUUCCCUUUUUAUUUUUAAUGGAGUUAGCGCCUUUUUAUUACUGAUUAUGUCACAUCAUAUUUGAUUUCUUACACAAGAUUGCUGCAGAGUAUGAUUCAUAACGUUAAGUAAAUCCAUGAAAGGAGGAUUGAUUAAUAGAUUUGUGAAAUUAAAAAUCGUUUUUGUGAAAAAUAAAAGAAGGUAUGUAAUAAAUACAGAACCUCACAUACGUUGUUUUCGCUUCCUAUUUAUUGCACUCGUUCAUUUUCUGCAAGAAUAUACCACAAGUCUUGCGCAAAAUAAACUUGUGCAAUAAAUAUGAAACGAAACAACAUAUGUGCGGUUCUGUAUAUGCACUACACUUAUAUAAAGGUAAUUUUUCAGCAUUCACAAAUCAAAUCCAAUCUACUUUGUAAAAAUCAUUUUACACAAAAAAAAGACCGAAAUCAGAUAAAAAGCUGAAAAAUUCCCAUUCCUGAUUGAUAUCAUUUCUGUUGUUAUUGUUAGUGCUGUAGCAGAGUUUGACAAAUGUGUUGAAGUCUCUAGCCUUGACAUUGGCUACUGACCUAUGUGUUAUAGUUAUACAGUUGAUCAUUUCCAAUAGACCACAUCGCGAAGUCUCUAGCCUUGACAUUGGCUACUGACCUACGUGUUAUAGUAAUACAGUUGAUCAUGUCCAAUAGACCACAUCGCGAAGUCUCUAGCCGGGACUGACGACUGACAAAUGGUGAAAGAAAACACUGAAACAUAAGUACUGGAAGAUGCCAUAAACUGGAAGGUCCAAUAAUGUAUUAAUUCACCUUCCAAUGGGGUGUGGGACAAUGUAUUAUUGUCAGAGUUGGUCGAGGGUGGCAAUCCUCUCUUUCUGACACCUAGGUCCAGUUGUUUUGCUAAAUGAAAAGCUUGUAACCAAUUAAUGCUAAUCAUCAUUUGGUUCAAAGUAAUUAGUCGAAGCAUCUCAUCAGCACUACCUUAUUUUAUUUUAUUUAUUUAUUCACAUUCUAAAUUUUGCAUUAAUUGUACUGAGUAUUUUUUCACAUAUCCAAAAUAUUUGUUUUAUGUGUACAUGUACAAUUGAUUCUAUUAUAUUUUAUUUUUUUAAAGUGUGUUUUAAAAUGGUUUGUAUCAUGAAAUAUAGAUGUUUUUGUUGUUGGUUUAAACAAGGAAAUAAAAAAAGAGUAAAUGCAAGUUCAGAAUAAUGUAAGAAUUAUAUAGAAUUGAUAUACACACCCAUGAUUCUGUAUGGUGUUUAGGAGUGCGAACACUCGUCAUAUAACGAUAAUGAUGUACACAUACAAUAAAUCAAUAGUUUGCCUUCUUGAACACACUGUGGGUCUCAUUCAGUAUGUGCGUUAUGUUAUGUCAUAUUUUGUGUGUAUACAAAUAAAAGGUAUAUUACCCACA